Molecule: messenger RNA, 479 nt
Organism: Macroventuria anomochaeta
Lineage: Eukaryota; Fungi; Ascomycota; Dothideomycetes; Pleosporales; Didymellaceae
Exons: 1
Coding region: 92-379 (95 amino acids)
Source: RefSeq, a predicted model, not a curated record
ACCGUUAGCUCAAGUUCCAUUUUCUGGUUACGACGGAUUUGUCCUUUUCUGUCUUAGCGAGCAUUUACAACCAGUUAGAGAAAGAAGAAGCAUGGAAAGGGGGAACCACCAAGCGAAGGACAUAAUGCUCCAGCUCGACAUUUUCCUUUCUCUAUUGCUUCUUUCCUUAUCAAAUCUCUACCAGUGGUCCCGAUCGAAAUCUGAAAUAUUUCUUACCUCUACUACUACUCCCCUGCGAGCAAACUCCAUCACUAGGCGCGGUUUUUUUGCUGUCAUUUUUGCGCUCUCUUGUGUUCCUCCUUAUCUCAUUAUUGCGCAGUCCGUCCAUGCGAGUUUCGUUACUGGACUCACUUGGCUGGCUUCAGUGGUCCGACGGUAGUAAUGGCUUUUGAGCGUAUCGUGGGCUGUGCCGACUAGUUGUGUAAUUGAGAAAGCAAUAUUGCGGUGUUCUCUCCGCUUGAAUUCCAGCCUCUUACCAC